Molecule: messenger RNA, 975 nt
Organism: Centropristis striata (black sea bass)
Lineage: Eukaryota; Metazoa; Chordata; Actinopteri; Perciformes; Serranidae
Product: beta-1,3-galactosyltransferase 2-like
Exons: 1
Coding region: 1-975 (324 amino acids)
Cellular component (GO): membrane
Molecular function (GO): N-acetyl-beta-D-glucosaminide beta-(1,3)-galactosyltransferase activity
Source: RefSeq, a predicted model, not a curated record
AUGGAGAACCGCAGGAGACGCUUCAAAAUCAUCUUUGUCUGGAUCCUGGGAGCUGCAACACUCUUCUUCAUGUACAUCAACAUUGACUGGGAUGACUCGAUGAGCAGGGAAACUGAAGUACAAUGGGAGGAUCCUGGGCCGUAUCAUGUGGCCUAUCCACGAAACUACAAGUUCAUCAUGGACGACACACCAACGUGUAAGUCCACGACUCCUUUCCUGGUUCUGAUGGUUCCAGUUGCACCCCAUAAUGUGGAAGCUCGGGACAUCAUCCGGAAGACAUGGGGAAGUGAGAAGCUGGUUCUGGGUAAGCUGGUUGAGACUGUCUUCGUACUGGGCCUACCAGGGGGAGCUCAUGCUGAUAAACUGCAGGUGAAGCUUGAAGUGGAGAACCUUGAGUACCAUGACAUGAUCCAGGCUAACUUCCAGGACAGCUACCGCAACCUGACCAUCAAGACUAUGAUGAUGUUGGAGUGGCUGGCUGCAAACUGUGGCAAAGUUUCCUAUGCCACAAAAGUCGACGAUGAUAUCUUUCUGCAUGUCCAGAAUUUGGUUAAACUGUUGCUGAAGCCUGGGACGCCCAAACAAAACUUCUCGACAGGUUCAGUGUUGUGGCACAGCCCAACUAUGAGGGACACAAAUAACAAGUUCUACAUGCCGAGAGAUGUGUUUUCUAAGCCAGAGUACCCCCCAUAUGCUGAGGGCCUGGCCUACGUCAUGUCCAUGGACCUGCCUGCAAAGAUCCUGACAGUCGCUCCUCAGAUUAAACCUAUCUUUAUAGAAGACGCCUACUUGGGUAUGUGCCUAAAACGCCUGUCCAUUUCCCCCACCGACCAUCCUGAAAAGACGAUGUUUCUUGUAUACCCACCUCAUCCUCUCAGCAGCUGGCAACUUUCAAAAUUGAUCGCCACCACAACAUCAAGCAUGAAGGACAUUACACUUUACUGGCAGAUGACCAGAAAGCCAUCAGUGAAAUAG